This is a messenger RNA of Salarias fasciatus (jewelled blenny), 1393 nucleotides long. RefSeq names its product chromobox homolog 8a (Pc class homolog, Drosophila) (gene cbx8a). The record is from RefSeq and is a predicted model, not a curated record. The coding region runs from base 168 to 1214 and encodes 348 amino acids. Gene Ontology annotation, molecular function: chromatin binding. Gene Ontology annotation, cellular component: chromatin; PRC1 complex. Lineage: Eukaryota; Metazoa; Chordata; Actinopteri; Blenniiformes; Blenniidae. The transcript has 5 exons. Gene Ontology annotation, biological process: negative regulation of transcription by RNA polymerase II.
GCGAUCCGUCCUGCAGACCGCGGUGCCUGGCAACAGAAAGAGACGUGAUGACGUCCACCCCAGAUUGCGUAUUAUGGGAUGUGCGGAAUUAAACAACCCGAAGGAAGACAAGGGGAAGCCAAAAAUAUUAAAAAAGAGACAGAAAUAAAGGCGGUGCAUGGUGAGCCAUGGAGCUGUCGGCUGUCGGUGAAAGCGUCUUUGCAGCCGAGUCCAUCAUUAAACGGAGGAUCAGACGGGGUCGCUGGGAAUAUCUCGUAAAAUGGAAGGGCUGGUCUCAGAAGUACAGCACCUGGGAGCCGGAGGAAAACAUUCUGGACGCACGCCUCUUCGCUGCCUUCGAGGAGAGGGAACGUGAACGAGAGAUGUUCGGCCCCAAAAAGAGGGGACCCAAACCUGAGACAUUUCUCUUGAAGGCCAAAGCCAAAGCCAAAGAGAAGACGUAUGACUUUAGAAGAGAGGCGGCCAGAGGCAUGCAGGUUUCCUAUCCCAUCCCGGAGCCCGUGGUGACCCCGAGGGCCCGGGAGGGUUUACGCACCGUGGUUCCCACAAUCUUCCCUCCGAGCGCGGUGAACCGAGGAGAGAGUAUCCCCGUCCGACCGCCGGAGCCGGAGAGGAGGCCCCGGCUGCCUCCACCGGCUGACCUGAUGGUCCACGACACCGUGCAUUACCCCAAAAAGAGAGGACGCAAGCCCAAGAUGCAGCUGCACUAUGACCACGACAAGGGGGGCGGCUCGGCCGAGCCGGAGGCCAAACGGAGCAGGCUGCUGGAGGGUCAGGGGUCACACGGCCUGUCCAAACCGUCCCGCCCAGUGCACUACCACGGAGAGCCGUCGGAUCGCAGCCUCCUGCAGCUGACCAGGAGGUUUCAGGAGGAGACCACAAUAACGCCCAAGUCCAGGCACAUGGGGGGCUACGCCUGCGCUUACAGGCCAGACGUGCACAAAGGCGUGCAGGGAGGACACAGGACUUACAGUGUGAGCAGGAUGUCUAUUCCCCACAGCAGCCAUCAGGCGAAAAUGUACUGUCCUCCUCGGGAUCAACCAUCGGCGUCCUUGCAGUCCGUCCACGAAGCAUCCACGCAGAGGGUCUCGUCCUGGAGGCCGAGCUUCGCCAACAUGGACACGGUGACGGUGACGGACGUCACCUCGAACUUUCUGACAGUCACCAUCAGAGAGAGCAGCACAGACAAAGGCUUCUUCAGAGAGAAGAGAUGAGGACUCCAUGGACUUCAGAGGAGGAUAUUAUAAUAGACACAAGCGCAGAUAAUUGUUUAACACUCUACUAACAAGUCUACUAUAAUGCUAUAUUUUUUGUAUGUAACUUUCAAAUGUACACAUUCAGAUAUUUAAUAUGCUGAAAAGAAAAUUAAAAAAUGAACGUGUUUAUGUCAGUU